Molecule: messenger RNA, 2305 nt
Organism: Purpureocillium takamizusanense
Lineage: Eukaryota; Fungi; Ascomycota; Sordariomycetes; Hypocreales; Ophiocordycipitaceae
Gene: FAT1
Product: long-chain fatty acid transporter fat1
Exons: 2
Coding region: 1-1902 (633 amino acids)
Molecular function (GO): long-chain fatty acid-CoA ligase activity; long-chain fatty acid transmembrane transporter activity
Source: RefSeq, a predicted model, not a curated record
AUGCCAUUUCCCUUGAUUGCGGCCCCCGCCGCGGCGGCCGGCUUAGCAUAUCUCAACGCUCGCACCGGCUUCUGGUACGAUGUAAAGCUGUUCACGGGCACCUUCAAGGUCGCUGCACGAAUCAUCAUGCGGGAGCGCCAAGACCGCCUCAACAUGUUUUACAUCCUCGAGGACCACGCCAAGAACCCAUCAACAGCCACGAGGGACCUCGUCAUCUUCGAGGGCCGCCACCUCACCUACGCAGACGUCUACGACCGCGUCCUCCGCUACGGCACUUUCAUCAAGCACAAGUUCGGCGUCAAGCCUGGCGACAUUGUCGCCCUCGACUUUGAGAACUCCGACACCUUCAUCCUCGUAUGGUGGGCGCUCUGGAGCAUUGGCGCCAAGCCCGCAUUCAUCAACUACAACCUCACCGGCGAGCCCUUGAAGCAUUGUCUCAAGGCAGCCACCACCCGCCUAUGUCUCGUCGACCCCAGUGUCACCGAGCAAGUCACCGAGGAGGUCAAGGCCGCGCUUCCCGACACUCGUUUCGUCGUUUUCACCCCCGACCUUGAGGCUCAGGCCCAGGCCGCGCCACCCGUGCGAGCCCCGGAUGCCGACCGACACGAGGAGACGCUCGCCGGUAUGGCCCUUCUCAUCUACACAUCUGGUACGACGGGCAUGCCCAAGCCUGCCGUCGUCUCGUGGGCCAAGUGCAUCGUCGGCGGUACCAUGGCGGAGGGCCUGGUCUGUCGCGGCUCCCGCGAGAUCAUGUACACGUCCAUGCCCCUCUACCACUCGUCAGCAGCCGUCCUGUCCUUUUGCUCUACCGUCUCGGCCGGCAGCACGCAAGCACUGGGCCGCAGGUUCUCGACCAAGGUCUUUUGGGACGAGGUGCGCGCGACGGGUGCCACGUCGAUUCAAUACGUCGGCGAGACGCUGCGCUACCUCCUGGCGACGCCACCGCAGCGCGACCCGGCCACGGGCGAGAACCUCGACCGCAAGCACAACGUGACUCUUGCGUUUGGCAACGGCCUGCGGCCUGAUGUGUGGAACGAGUUCAAGGAGCGCUUUGGCGUGGACACGAUUGUCGAAUUUUACGCCGCAACCGAAGGCCCGUUUGCGACGUGGAACGUCAGUCGCAAUGACCUGACGGCGGGCGCCAUUGGACGCAACGGGUGGCUGUACAACGCGCUUCAGAAGAGGCGGGUCGCCAUCGUCGAAGUCGACUGGCAGACGGACGCACCGCUGCGCGACCCGACGAAUGGGUGGUGCAAACGCGUGGUCCCCGGGGAGCCGGGAGAGAUGCUGUUUAAUCUGCCGGCCGAUGACCUCGAGAGGCGCUUCCAGGGCUACUACGGCAACAAGAAGGCGACGCAAGACAAGAUCAUGCGCGACGUCUUCGUCAAGGGCGACGCCUGGUUCCGCACGGGCGACGUGACGCGCUGGGACUCGGACGGCCGCAUCUUCUUCAACGAUCGCAUCGGUGACACAUUCCGGUGGAAGUCAGAGAACGUGUCGACGGUCGAGGUCAGCCACGCCGUCGGGAUACACCCGUCGGUGCGCGAGGCCAACGUCUACGGCGUGCAAUUGCCGCACCAUGACGGCCGCGCUGGCUGCGUCGCCAUCAACUUUGACCACGACCCCCCGCGGCCCGACGCCCUGCGCAGCCUCGCCGGCCACGUGCGCUCCGUCUUGCCGCGCUAUGCCGUCCCGCUCUUUCUGCGCAUCGUCCCGGAGAUUGGCGGCGGCGCCCAGACGACGGGCACCAACAAGCAGCAGAAGCACACGCUGCGGCAGCAGGGCGUCCGUCCUGGCAACGGUGACUCUUCGAGUGACAUGUACUGGCUCAAGGGCGACGCGUACGUGCCAUUCGGGGACGCCGAGUGGAAGGCGCUCGAGGCUGGCGAGAUUAAGCUAUGAUGUGAGAGAUGCCGCCGGAGACCAUCGGCGAGUACAGGGCUUGCUAUAUAUGUACAUGAUUUGCCUCCAUACAGGGGAGUUUGAAGAAGCUUAAGUCUUCUUCUCCCCCUGGCCUUUGACUUUGCUUUUGUAGCGACCGAUGUCACCAUAGAGUACAGUGAAGGGAGAAAAAAAUAAGACUCUUGAUGCACUGUCGUGGGCCAUCUUUCCUUUCCUAGACUGUUAGGAGGCGAGGCCUUGGCGCCAUCUGGGAAUAUUGCUUACAAUGAGGCCUAGAUCUGAACGGACGGCUAUGCUGAACUGACUUAUAAAUACUUCGCUGAAUCUUCACAUACUUUUCAGAUUCUAUGUUCACGCAUAUGCCAGAGCCCUCGCCAGGGGAGGCAAUGUCUUUUAGGUGAGG